GGUUGGAGGCGGGGCCUCGGGCGGCGCGGGUGCCCUGCCGCCGCCGCGGGAGGGCUGGCUGGCAGGCGGUGGGCCCGCAGUAGCGCGGCGUCCGGGCUGCGCGACGGGCGGAUAGCCAUGGCUGCCUCUCCGGGCCCCGCCGGCGUUGGCGGCGCCCGGGCAGUGCAAGGCUCCGGCCUGUCCGGCUUCACCUUCGACUCAGGACUUGAGAUCAAAACUCGCUCGGUGGAGCAGACGUUGCUCCCGCUGGUUUCUCAGAUUACCACACUUAUCAAUCAUAAAGAUAAUACCAAAAAGUCUGAUAAAACUCUGCAAGCAAUUCAGCGCGUAGGACAAGCCGUCAACUUGGCAGUCGGAAGAUUUGUUAAAGUAGGGGAAGCAAUAGCCAAUGAAAACUGGGAUUUGAAAGAAGAAAUAAACAUUGCCUGUAUUGAAGCUAAGCAAGCAGGAGAAACAAUUGCAGCGCUUACAGAUGUAAGCAACUUGAAUCAUGCAGAAUCUGGUGGCCAGAUCACAAUUUUUACAGACAAAACAGGAGUUAUAAAGGCUGCAAGAUUACUUCUUUCUUCAGUGACAAAAGUGUUGCUGCUGGCAGACCGCGUGGUCAUUAAGCAGAUAAUAACAUCAAGAAACAAGGUUCUUGCAACUAUGGAAAGACUGGAGAAAGUGAAUAGCUUUCAAGAGUUUGUCCAAAUAUUCAGUCAAUUUGGAAAUGAAAUGGUGGAGUUUGCACAUCUAACUGGAGACAGACAAAAUGAUCUGAAAGAUGAAAAGAAAAAGGCAAAAAUGGCAGCAGCUAGGGCAGUGCUUGAAAAGUGUACAAUGAUGCUUCUCACAGCUUCAAAGACGUGUCUCAGGCAUCCCAACUGUGAAUCGGCCCAUAAAAACAAAGAGGGAGUAUUUGACCGAAUGAAAGUGGCACUGGAUAAGGUAAUCGAGAUUGUGACUGACUGCAAACCCAAGGGAGAGACUGACAUUGCAUCACUCAGUAUUUUUACUGGAAUUAAAGAAUUCAAGAUGAAUAUUGAAACUCUUCGGGAGAAUCUUUAUUUUCAGUCCAAAGAGAGUCUUUCUGCAACAUUGGAAGCCAUCUUGGAGCGUACAGAGGACUUCACGGAUUCUGCGUAUACCAGCCAUGAACAUAGAGAGCGCAUCCUGGAACUGUCAGCUCAAGCGAGGAGGGAACUGCAGCCAUUGAUUUCUGUGUGGAUUCAGGCUCAAAGCAAGAAAACAAAAAGCAUUGCUGAAGAACUGGAACUCAGUAUACUGAAAAUCAGUCACAGCCUCAAUGAACUUAAGAAAGAACUUCAUAGUACAGCCACUCAGCGGGCAGCGGAUCUGUUAAAAUACCAUGCCGAUCAUGUGGUUCUAAAAGCAUUAAAACUUACUGGAGUAGAAGGAAAUUUAGAAGGUUUGGCUGAAUAUGCCUGUAAAUUCUCAGAACAGAAAGAACAGCUUGUCGAGACCUGUCGAUUGUUGCGACAUGUAUCUGGGACAGAACCUCUGGAAAUAACCUGUGUGCACGCAGAGGAGACAUUUCAGGUGACUGGCCAACAGAUAAUUUCUGCUGCUGAAACAUUAACAUUGCAUCCGUCUAGUAAAAUUGCUAAAGAAAACCUAGAUGUAUUUUGUGAAGCUUGGGAAUCCCAAAUUAGUGACAUGUCAACAUUGCUAAGAGAGAUCAAUGAUGUGUUUGAAGGAAGACGAGGAGAGAAGUAUGGCUACCUUUCACUUCCAAAGCUAACGAAGAAUAACACAAACCUGAAAUCAUUAAAACAAGACAAGUCGGACUCUGAGGAGAAGGCCAAGAUUGCAAAGCUUGGUCUUAAGCUGGGUUUGCUCACCUCUGAUGUCAACUGCGAGAUCGAGAAGUGGGAGAAUCAAGAGAAUGAGAUUGUUCGAUGUGGACGGAACAUGUCCAGUAUGGCCUAUUCUCUAUAUUUAUUUACUAGGGGAGAAGGGCCACUGAAAACUUCCCGGGAUUUAAUUCAUCAACUAGAGGUUUUCGCUGAAGAGGGCUUGAAGGUUGCCUCGAGUGUCCAAGCUUUCUCAAAACAGCUGAAAGAUGAUGACAAGCUUAUGCUUCUCCUGGAAAUAAACAAACUGAUUCCUCUAUGCCACCAGCUCCAGACAAUAACUAAGACACCUUUGCAGAAUCAAGUGUUUCUAAAGGUUGAUAGAUGCAUCACAGAGGCGAGGUCUGUGAUGGCCAUUUUGGUCCAGCUUCUGCCGCUUUGCUUUAAGCUGCUGAAGAAGCUUCAGAUGGAAAACAACAGAUGGGUCUCAGUUACAAGUAAAGACUCGGUGGAUGGUAAAACUUGAGAACUUCUUGAGGUCAGAUCUUGGGAACACCAUAUGGCAAGGCUGACAUUUUUAAAAGCAAUAUGAUUCUUUAUAUUUUCAGAAAUUCAAUAAUUUUAUAAAGACAAUGACACUGAAAUCCUGCUUUAUUUUCUGAUCAUCAAACUGACUGGCUUUUUGACAACUAAUAAAUGCUAUGGUAGUUGCUAGAAUUCUAAUUGCAGUGUGAUUUUAAAACAAGCUAUUGCCACCAAUAUUCUUUUAAAGUCAAGCCAAAUAUCCCAACUGUCUGAAUGACAAUUUAAUCCAAAGAAGCUAUUUUGAAUGUAUGAUCACCUUUGGCAUAUUUUACCUGUUUUGUUUUUUAUUUAAGCUUAUCAUCUUACAGGGGCGUCCAACCUUUUGGUGUCUCUGGGCCACACUGGAGGAGUUGUUUUGGGCCACACACUAAAUACAUUGCGACACAUAAUCACAAAAAAAAUCUCAUAAUGUCUUAAGUAAAUUUACAAUUUUGUCUUGGGCUGCAUUCACAGCCAUCCUGGGCUGCAUGUUUGGACACCUGUGAUAGAACACUAAUUUUCGGGAGAAAAUACAGAGUGGUCUGGUUGAAAGCAGUUUUCCUUAACCCUGUAGACUCUUCUUCAGUCCGUCUAUUCACCAGGUGCAACUGGGCUGCUGGCCAUCACAGAUCAUCCAUGCUAGUGACACACAUUUGUCCUCUAAUCAGCAUCUCACAUAGCACGGGCUGUCUCUUGUGAUACAUAUCCCUCCCCAUCCCCUAAAGCAGAACCAUGGACUCACUCCACGGAAUCCUGGAGAAACUCACCAGGAGGUGGCUUUUAGUUCUAAUUCUAGCAGAGGUGGCCAGUCUGCCCUGAAUAUUAGCUGGAAUGUUAAACCUAUCUUACUGGCUUAAAAAAAAUAGUUUUUGAACUGUCCUCAGUAGUGACUGACGGGAUGGAAGAUGUAAGACAAUGAUGGAACCAAGAGGCUGUUUAAAAUUUGAAUAAUCAUACAUUUUAUAUAUGUACCUUUGGAAUGUUCAUUGUAAAACAAAUAAAUAUCUUUAGUCUUUUUAA
Messenger RNA from Pteronotus mesoamericanus, 3380 nucleotides. RefSeq names its product catenin alpha like 1 (gene CTNNAL1). The transcript is spliced from 19 exons. Gene Ontology annotation, molecular function: cadherin binding; actin filament binding. Lineage: Eukaryota; Metazoa; Chordata; Mammalia; Chiroptera; Mormoopidae. The record is from RefSeq and is a predicted model, not a curated record. The coding region runs from base 118 to 2322 and encodes 734 amino acids. Gene Ontology annotation, biological process: cell adhesion; Rho protein signal transduction.